Molecule: messenger RNA, 1594 nt
Organism: Zonotrichia leucophrys gambelii
Lineage: Eukaryota; Metazoa; Chordata; Aves; Passeriformes; Passerellidae
Gene: MAP2K5
Product: mitogen-activated protein kinase kinase 5
Exons: 22
Coding region: 124-1461 (445 amino acids)
Biological process (GO): protein phosphorylation; MAPK cascade
Molecular function (GO): MAP kinase kinase activity; protein binding; ATP binding
Source: RefSeq, a predicted model, not a curated record
CGGGGCUGCGUUUUGGUUCCGGGGCAGCGGCUCCUUCCUGCGGGAGGGCGGUGCAGGCUGUGCCCGGCCCGGCCCGGCCCGGCUCGGCCCGGCGGCCGCAGCAUGUGAGCCCGCGGGGCGGGGAUGCUCUGGCUGCUCUGCGGCCCCUGCGGCGCCAUGGACAGCCAGGCGCUCGUCAUCCGCAUCAAGAUCCCCGACGGAGCCGCCGUGGACUGGACCGUGCACUCCGCGCCGCAGCUGCUCUUCAGGGAUGUGCUGGAUGUCAUUGGUCAAGUUUUGCCAGAUGCAACCACCACAGCAUUUGAGUAUGAGGAUGAGGAUGGCGAUCGGAUCACGGUCAGGAGCGACGAGGAGAUGAAGGCCAUGCUGUCCUAUUAUUACUCCACUGUGAUGGAGCAGCAAGUGAAUGGACAAUUGAUAGAGCCUCUGCAGAUCUACCCACGAGCCUGCAAACCUCCUGGGAAACGGAACAUACAUGGCCUCAAGGUGAACACGCGGGCCGGGGCCGGGGCCGGCAGCGGCGCCUCAGAGGCCCUGCCCAGCAACAGCUUGAAGAAGUCCUCUGCAGAGCUGAAGAAGAUCCUUGCCAAUGGCCAGAUGAAUGAACAAGACAUUCGAUACCGAGACAUCCUCGGCCACGGCAACGGCGGCACCGUCUACAAGGCUUACCAUGUCCGUAGUGGAAAAAUCCUGGCAGUGAAGGUCAUACCCUUGGAUAUAACACUGGAGCUCCAGAAGCAGAUCAUGUCAGAGUUAGAAAUUCUUUACAAGUGUGACUCCUCGUAUAUCAUAGGAUUUUAUGGUGCUUUUUUUGUAGAAAACAGGAUUUCAUUGUGCACAGAGUUCAUGGAUGGGGGGUCUCUGGAUGUUUAUAGAAAAAUUCCAGAACACGUUCUCGGAAGGAUAGCGGUGGCUGUUGUGAAAGGCCUGACCUAUUUAUGGAGCCUGAAGAUUUUACACAGAGAUGUGAAGCCCUCCAACAUGCUGGUGAACACGCGGGGCCAGGUGAAGCUCUGUGACUUUGGGGUCAGCACCCAGCUGGUGAAUUCCAUAGCCAAGACGUAUGUUGGAACAAAUGCUUAUAUGGCGCCCGAGAGGAUUUCGGGGGAGCAGUACGGGAUCCACUCGGACGUCUGGAGCCUGGGGAUCUCCUUCAUGGAGCUUGCUCUUGGGAGGUUUCCAUAUCCUCAGAUUCAGAAAAACCAGGGAUCUUUAAUGCCUCUCCAGUUAUUGCAGUGCAUUGUUGAUGAGGAAUCGCCGGUGCUUCCAGCCGGGGAGUUCUCGGAGCCAUUUGUGCACUUCAUCACUCAAUGCAUGAAGAAGCAGCCGAAGGAAAGGCCAGCACCUGAAGAUUUAAUGGGCCACCCCUUCGUGGUGCAGUACAACGACGGCAAUGCCGAGGUGGUGUCCAUGUGGGUGUGCAGGAUGCUGGAGGAGCGCCGGGCGCAGGGACCCCAGUGAGCCCCGGAUCCCCACGCCAGGAUCUCCACCUGGGGACUCUCCGCUUAUCCAGCUCCUGUUUCAUCCAGCUGUUUCCUAGGAGCAUCGACAACAUCAGGGCUGCCUUUUCCUCACCGCCACGUUAAGGAAUUUU